ACAAAAAAAAAAAAAUCCUGUUUGAUAAAUUAUUACAGAUGUUUAACAAAUCGACUUGAGCAAUCGGCAAUUAUCGGUUAUUUGCAGUGAUUGGACUUUGUGGUGUUGAUUAGCGAUUUUAAUCAAGGAAAAUUAAUAGAAUAAAUGAUGGCGGAGACAAGUUCGCCGACUGCAGUCCAUUGCUACACGAAUCCGUCGUUCUGCCGUCGAUCUGAAUUCGUGCCAGAUCACGAUGACGACGAGCUACCACCCCCACCGGGUUUUCAACCCGACGAUUUGCCCCCACCACCUCCGCUAACGGUACCAAUACCGAUAAAAACACCGUCAAACUACCCGUCGAGAUACGGCCACACGAAUCCCGUUCUGAGUCGCGUCGAUCCAGACGCCAUCGAUGUCGACAGAUACGAGAAGACAACGGAGAGAAACUGUUAUCACGACGAGACAGGGAGAAAUGAGACACAGGGACGUCGCGUUAUCUACGACAGAAAUACAAAGUCACGGUAUGAAUACAUCGACGAUGAUGAACCACCUCCGCACCCUCGUCUCCAGCGACGAGCAUCGCUUACGCGAUUUGAGAUGAUGACGCAGCGUCAGGAUCAAAAUUUUACACGUCAGGCUAGCUAUCAUGGUCAUCACUACCGAACCACCUCCAACAUCGAGGAAAUGGGCCCCAGGGUACGACGAAUUCGUCAGGACGGGAGUGACGUUGUUCGUUAUGGACUGGUGCCCGCAGACGAGGCCAACGUCGACUGCGACUCUUCACCUCUUCUCGGCGUUGGUCAAGUUUCCCCGAGGGGACGUUAUGGAAGGGUGCCCAUGCAGGACGAGGAGCCUCCCCUGUUGCCUGAGCGCAAUGGAAGGGAUCGGGAAUUGCGGGAUAAUGCGUCGAAAAAUAAUCUGGCAACGCAGAGGCUACAUGCCAUGUUGACAACACCCAGGAAGAGAUCGAGGUCCGAAGAGAGGAAUCUAUCACCAGGAAGGGCCACUCCCAGAUUUACACCCCCCGUCAGCGCUAACAAUUCACCUGCAGGUCGUGGAGUAGUUCCAGGUUCUAGCCGACGAGGAACUCCUGUCGGCACACCCCAACGUGCGCUUUCCCCGAAUAGAACCCCUCUGACAUCGACACCCAAUAAAGACAGUCCAUCGGCGCGCAGAUGUCUUCCGUUGAAUGAGCAACAGGAAUUGGGAAAUUACGGAAGGAUGCGUUACGGUUCGCGACGUGAGGGGUCAGGGUCUCUAGCAACAUCGCCGAUUGAAUUAUCAUCGAGAUUUGGUGAGCCACCACCGAGAUAUGCAUUCGUCGAAUCACCGGAGUCCAUCCCCAUGGUGAUAGGAUCCCCCAAGUACCAGGUCCUGUCUCAAACACCCAAAAGAGGUGGCUAUACAAGUGUCGAGAGUGCAUUCAUCGCCAGAACAGCUGUUGUACCACCCCUUUCCCCACAAAUCAGCGAAGCUAACACAACAUUGAUAAGUGGAACUGAAAAAGAAGAGAGAAAACGUGCCCCAUUGCUGCUGAUUCUCGUUGGAAUUUUAACAUGCGGACUGGCUCUGUAUUUUUCAUGGUCCCAAGGAAGAAAAUACUAUUUGGACAGCGCUGCAGGCUGCGGACUAUGCUGUACACUGGCGGGUGCCUGCAGAAGUUUGAGAAGAACCUGGACAGGUUUGGGCCUUGCAGGAUUAUCCGCAGUGAGUUGUUUGGGAUUGCUUCUUCUAGCCACUAAACAACCCCGUCCAGGAACUCCCCUGCACGAUGUAACAGCUGGAGCACUUUGUGGUGUGUCCCUGCUAGGAGCUGGACUGGCCCUGCUAGCCCUUCUGGGCCCCAGAUGCACUCUCAGUCGACACAGACGAGUCCACUCAUGGAUACCAAAUUUUUCCGCCUGAUUCAAUACCAAUUCUCAAUCCAAAUCUAUCCUCUACCGUGCAUUUUAAUUAGUCAUUUGAAUUACGAUA
Fopius arisanus is the source of this 1953-nucleotide messenger RNA. It is a transcript of the gene spdo, whose product is annotated as sanpodo. The record is from RefSeq and is a predicted model, not a curated record. The coding region runs from base 145 to 1884 and encodes 579 amino acids. NCBI's taxonomy places the organism in Eukaryota, Metazoa, Arthropoda, Insecta, Hymenoptera, Braconidae. The transcript is spliced from 5 exons.